Messenger RNA from Closterium sp. NIES-67, 3359 nucleotides. The record is from the annotation of a GenBank genome assembly. NCBI's taxonomy places the organism in Eukaryota, Viridiplantae, Streptophyta, Zygnematophyceae, Desmidiales, Closteriaceae.
UUCCCGUCAGGGCGCCAUCAUUUCAAGUCAUUGCACAACGUCCGCCAGCGCCAAUUGUGAGAGCAGUUUCUCAGCGAGGCCAGGUCAGUAGCAUUCGACUUAUCAGCGUGGGGCUCCUUUUCUGAGGCUAGGCGAAGCGCUUCUCCUAGCAAGAACGGCCAUUCGUGUGCAAUAUAUCGUUGCCUCGUAGCUCCCAGCAAGCGGGCGCCAUGGGCCUAACGAGCCGUCGGGUCCUCGUGGCCUGCGCGUGUUUCCUGCUGCUCCUAUCCCUCGCAUCCGCCAAGCCGCCCUCGUCCGAGCCGCCUUCCCCUCACGAGUCGGCUCCUUCGUCCGGGCCGGCCCCUUCUCCCGAACCGGCUCAUGCUCCCAAGCCUCCUCACGCUGCCAAGCCUCCCAAACCUGCUCACGCUCCCGAGUCUGCUCACUCUCCCCAGCUUGCUCACUCUCCCGAGCCUGCUCACGCUCCCAAGCCUGCUCACACUCCCAAGCCUGCUCACUCUCCCGAGCCUGCUCUCGCUCCAAAGCCCUCUGCCGCCGCCAAAGCAGCUACCUCCCCCAAACCUGCUCCCCCCCAAAAGCCGUCUCUCCCGCCGAAACCGUCUCCCGCUCAAGAGCCCGCAGAAUCCCCCAAAACCGCCCCCGCUCCCUCCGCCAAGGCUGUCCGCGCGCCCCCCGCGAAGGCGCCCGCGCGGAUGAGCGCAGCGGAGGCGGAGAAGCUGGAGGAGGCGGGAUGGAAGCUGACAGAGGCGAACCUGAAGAAGCUGCGCGCCGAGGGCGCCGAGGUGCUGACGGACGCGAACGUCCAGAUGCUGACGGAGACGGAUCCGUCAAGUCUGACGGAGGCGGACGGCGACAAGUAUUUCCACUUCCACCACGUGGCGCACAUGGCGCAUCUGGCGCACAUGGCGCACCUCGCGCAGCUGCAGAGCAUGGACGCGCGGAACCACGCUCCGCCGCCGGCGACGGCGAAUGCGGCGGAGAAGGCGGACGGCGACGGGAACACCGCAGGGGGGAAGAUCGCUGGCGUGAGGAGCCUCGAGACUCCCAACGCGGUGAUCAAAGCGGCGGAAAUCAAGAGCCUGGACGUCCGCGAUAGUGACAUCCUCGUUACCGACGACCUCAGCCCCACCGGCAAGGAGACAGCCAUACCCGCUAAAGCUGCAUCCGUUAAGAAGCCGAGCUCUAAAGAGGACGUCCGUCCCAAGGCCGGCGUAGCGGUCGCGGCUAAAGUGGGCGACGCGAAGGCGACAGAUGCACCGACGAAGGGCGAGAUUGCUGCGGGCAAGAGCGGACUGGCGGGCGCGCAGUCGAUGCCCGGCGGCGACACCGAUGAUACCGACGGCACUGAUAGCGCCGAUCCCGCCGACGCUGAUUCUACCGACGCCGAAAGCAGUGACGGCAGCGACAGCAGCGCUCCUGUCGGUGACGAGGUUAUGACGGUAACGGGAGGUGCUGAUAGCGAGGGCGGCAAUACCGCGUAUGAGGAGGAGAGCUGUCCGGCGACCCCCUUGGAGCAGUGCGACUUCUUCUUCGAGGGGCACCCCGAGGACGUGCCCGUCUUCCGCCUCGACAACAUCGCGCCCGACACCGCCAUCAGCCCGCCGCUGGUGUCGGCGCGCAUCCAGCAGGUGGUGGAGGUGGACCGCAGCGGCGCGGCGCAGUUCCUGUGCGCCAUGGACGGGGUGCGGGGCGACGACAACCACUUCUACCUCACGCAGCAGCAGGCCAAGCUGCACGUCCGCACCUUCCAAACGCUGUCGUCGCCGCGCGACAAGUUCGAGGGGCGGUGCGUGAAGCUGUCGAUCGUGAACGCGCAGAUCCCGUCGCCCAACGGCUCCGUGGUGAACACGGCGCCGGGCGACGACCUGCAGCAAGACUACCCCGACGCGCGCCGCUGCGUCGUCUUCAAGACCGGCCCCGUCGCGCCGCAGUCCGUCUCCUGCGGCCGCCAGCCCGUUUACGCGCAGGCCGUCGGCUCCCCGCCCAAGGACCUCGUCGUGCGACCCUCCACGCCCUCCGCGCCGUCCGCACCUGGCGUACCUGGUGCUCCGCCCGCCUCCCCCGGGACUCCGCCAGGGUCAGAAUCCUCCCCGCCUUCUCUUAAGACGGGUACCGACAGCCCCCCCUCCCACUCCUCCCCGUCUCCCCCCUCCCCCUCCUCCCCCGCUACCCCCGACCGUCCCCCCCUGGCGGGGGUUCAGACCUUGCAGCCGCCUUCCCCGCGCAAACCCUCCCCCUCACCGCGUGCUCCCGGUUCCCCUCCGUCGCCAGGGGAAGAUUCCCCCUCCCCUUCUCCCCCCGGCGUGCCUUCCCGCGAUCUCCCGCCCCCCCACGCGCAAACGCUCAUCCCUCCACUGGCAACCACCAAGACCCAGUCCCCGCCACCCCGCACGACCUCUCCGCCCCCCCCACGCCUUCCGCCGAUUCCCCCCCCGCGACUGUCACCCCCCAACUCCCCCUCGGACUCCCCCCCAGGCUCCCCCUCAGACUCCCCCCCAGACUCCCCCCCAGACUCCCCCCCCGAGGCUCCCCCUGCGCCCAUUCCCCCUGCGGAGUUCCCCAAGCCUACCGGCCCGUGCAAGGUGAUGUGCCCCGCGAACCCGCUCUCCCUGUGCGACUUCUACUUCGAGAAGCACCAGUCGGCCGUGCCGCUCUUCCACCUCAACGGCACCGUGCCCGACUCCGCCAUCAGCCCCGCGCUCAAGACCAACAAGCUGCCACCCGGCAAGUUCGUGGAGGUGGAUUCGGUGGACCACAACCGGCUGCAGAUCCUGUCCUGUGUGGACUACACGCAGGCGCCCGCCAGCUACAGAGAGAUGUUCUACGUGACGGGGCAGAUCGGGCGGCUGCACCGGCGGGCCACGGACGGGGAGAGCAUGAUGGCGUUCUAUGACGGCGCGUGCGUGCGGGUGAACCUGCAGGCGCUGCAGCUGGCCUACAACGAGACGAAUGUGGUGAACCUGAAUCCGGGGGACAAGAAUGAGCAGUUCCCCGAGGAGCGGCGCUGCAUCGUGUUCAAAACCGCCAUGUGAAGGGGGAGGGGGGAAGACGGAGGGGGGGAGUGGAGGAGCAGCAUGUGCUGCUGUGGGCGGUGCAGCUGCCUGUGCAGCAGCAGUGGCAGCAGAGCAUGCAGGUUGGGGCAGUGCGUGUGCCCUCGAUUGAGGUAGGACUGCGGUGUGGCGGGUGUAGGUAGGUACAUGGGUGAUCGGGUACGGUGUGUGCUAACUCAGUAGGCAAGCGCGGCGCUUGCUUCAUUCUUAGGCAGGUUAGGUCCAGUCCUGAGGAAUUGCAAAGAGUAGAUUACCAUUCUGUCAACUGACCUCGUAAUGUUACAUUCUUUCCUGGCACUGUACGAGCAG